GUCAUCUCCAGAUGGUAGUUCUCUUCCCCCUCCUCAGCGUCUGUCCCCGGCACAGUGUGCAUCUAGAACUCUGCCCCAGAAGCAGCUGCACACGCAGCUCACUCAGAGACUGGAGGAGGUGCUGAAGGAGCAGCAGGUUACAGAUGGCCAUGCAGUCCAGAGAGGCUCCUCGCUGGCGUCCAAGACUGCAGGACAGGAGAAAGAGGAUACUGAAAAAUCUGUCAAAUCCUUGCCGGCUAAAUCCACACAACAGAGAAGGAAGAGUAGCAAAGUUCAGGGGAACACGUCAGACCAUGACAAUAUAACAGAUGCAGCAGACAGUAUGGUGAAGAUGAUAUCCAGACAUUACAAGAAAGGUGCUAAAGCAGCAUCUCCUACAUUUAACACUGCAUCUACAAACAGAAAUCUGUUCAACAAGAGCUGUGGUUCAUCCUCCACUGAAAAAAAUGCUGCGAAGAGAUCAAGCUUGCCUAAAACAGAUAACAAAUCCAAAAAGCCAUUACAGAACAUUGAGGAUAUUUAUGCUUUUACAGAGGACACACCAAAAAUUAGUGUGAGACAGAAAUCUGAUGUAUUCAGAAACGAAAGCAGUGAACUAAGUAUUUCUCUGAAUCGCACCAACUCUGCUAAAAGGCCUGCGUUACCAAAGGGAACUAAAGCAAAUGCGAAGAAAUACCUGUUCAGUGACACUGACACAGACAAUAUGACAGAUAUUAGCUGGUUAAAAUCAGCCAACAGGAAACCCAAGCCUAAAGUGGCAGACUACAGCAGGCAGCCAGUCAAAGCCACCUUUCCACCUGCUGACUCUACAUUUAAAUCACCAUAUUCACCUGUGGCUUCACCAAAGCCAGUGAAAGAACAGACCAAGCCAAAGCGGAAGCGUCAGAAGAAAAUAGCCGAACAUGAGGAUAAAUGGCAGUCAAGCAUCAAUAAUAAGAAAACCACAGGAAGACCUCAAAGAGCCGCAGCCUUGACUAAAACCUACAGAGAGCCGUCUGACUCAGACAGCCAGUCCAGCCAGACAGAGAGUGAAAAUGCACCUCCCCCUAAGGCAUGUGAUUGUUCUUUCAGCAAUGUUCAUUUAGGGCAUCUUUAUUAA
Danio rerio (zebrafish) is the source of this 1099-nucleotide messenger RNA. The record is from RefSeq and is a predicted model, not a curated record. NCBI's taxonomy places the organism in Eukaryota, Metazoa, Chordata, Actinopteri, Cypriniformes, Danionidae.